AUGCUGCAAAAUGGAAACGGAAAGCAAAAAGCUCCGCAACUGCCAAAUGCUGGUGAGACAGAGUCAGACUCCACGGAUGGCAACCCGAAACUGCAGCAAGAGCAGCCGGCAGUUCUCCCAGCCGCCGACGAGAAGGACGCCGAGUCCACACACUUCCCCAUGCCCACUUACCCUAAACUGGAGAUAAAGCGAAACGCGGUGACGGACGAUUAUAAAGUCUCCAAUCAGGUUCUGGGCUUGGGGAUCAACGGCAAAGUCCUCGAGUGCUUUAACAAGAAAACUGGAGAGAAGUGCGCGCUAAAGAUUCUCUAUGAUAGUCCCAAAGCAAGGCGAGAGGUGGAGCUCCACUGGCGAGUGUCAGGAGGGCCGUACAUCGUUCGCAUCCUGAGCCUGUAUGAGAACAUGUAUCACGGGAAGAAGUGCUUGCUCAUCAUCAUGGAGUGUAUGGAGGGAGGAGAGCUGUUCAGCAGAAUCCAGGCCAGAGGGGACCAGGCGUUCACUGAAAAAGAGGCAUCAGAGAUUAUGAGGGACAUCGGCACGGCCAUCGAUUUUCUCCACAACAUCGAUAUCGCGCACAGAGACAUCAAGCCAGAGAACCUGCUGUACACAAGCAAAGAGAGAAAUGCAAUCCUCAAACUGACAGACUUUGGCUUUGCAAAGGAGACCACGCUGCACAAUCCUUUGCAGACUCCUUGUUAUACUCCGUACUAUGUGGCUCCCGAGGUUCUGGGUCCAGAGAAGUACGACAAGUCAUGUGACAUGUGGUCUCUGGGCGUCAUCAUGUACAUCCUAUUGUGCGGCUUCCCUCCGUUUUACUCGAAUACAGGCCAAGCCAUUUCUCCUGGGAUGAAGAGGAGGAUCAGGAUGGGCCAGUAUGAAUUUCCUAAACCAGAGUGGUCGGAGGUGUCACAGGAAGCAAAAGAUUUGAUCCACCAACUACUGAAGACAGACCCUAACGAGAGAAUGACCAUCACCCAGUUUAUGAACCACCCCUGGAUCAAUCAGUCCAUGAUGGUUCCUUCCACUCCCCUGCACACCACACGGGUCCUGACAGAAGACAGAGAGAUGUGGGAGGACGUGAAGGAAGAGAUGACCAGCGCUUUAGCGACCAUGCGUGUGGACUAUGACCAGGUGAAGAUCAAAGAUCUCGACACCUCCAGCAACCCUCUGCUUAACAAGAGGCGCAAGAAGGCCGCUGCGGGGGGCAAGAGUGGGUCCACGGUAUGCCAGAGUCAGUGAGGCAAGGAUGAGCUUUGGUGGAAGGUUCAAGAGGUGCUUUAAACUUCUGAGAGACUCAACUUCAAGCAAGUGCGCUCUAAAAUAAGAGACAUUAGGAACGCCAGAGUUAAAGCUGGAUAUUUCGGGGACGUGGAGACGUGAUAUCACUUGUCUGUUGUCACCGCAGGCCUCUCUGUUUUUAAAUAUCUUGUGUAAUAAUGUCUUUUCUUUUUUGGGAGGGGGCUGGGCUGUUUGUAAGAGUACCUGUGUGUAGAGAUGCGGUAUUUGUAGUGGUAUAUGUUGUGUAUUUGAAUGCUGGAUUUACCUGUUUAAGGUGUAACUAUGCAGUUGUGUGCAGAUCACACUCAAAGAAACCAACUGUGGACAGACUGUGAAACUAAAAGGCUCAUUAUUUA
This is a messenger RNA of Oreochromis niloticus (Nile tilapia), 1634 nucleotides long. It is a transcript of the gene mapkapk3, whose product is annotated as MAPK activated protein kinase 3. Gene Ontology annotation, molecular function: ATP binding; protein kinase activity. NCBI's taxonomy places the organism in Eukaryota, Metazoa, Chordata, Actinopteri, Cichliformes, Cichlidae. Bases 1 to 1239 code for a protein of 412 amino acids. Gene Ontology annotation, biological process: protein phosphorylation. The transcript is spliced from 10 exons. The record is from RefSeq and is a predicted model, not a curated record.